Messenger RNA from Myxocyprinus asiaticus (Chinese sucker), 1271 nucleotides. Its product is annotated as mediator of RNA polymerase II transcription subunit 11-like. The transcript is spliced from 3 exons. Lineage: Eukaryota; Metazoa; Chordata; Actinopteri; Cypriniformes; Catostomidae. Gene Ontology annotation, biological process: regulation of transcription by RNA polymerase II. Gene Ontology annotation, cellular component: mediator complex. Bases 624 to 989 code for a protein of 121 amino acids. The record is from RefSeq and is a predicted model, not a curated record. Gene Ontology annotation, molecular function: transcription coregulator activity.
UAAAGGAAAGAAUUAAUAAACUGCUGGACCUUUUGCCAUUCUGUGUAUAUACAGUGCUGCGAAAAAGUUUCUAUUUGUUCUAUUUUUGUGUAUUUUUCAUACUAAAUUGUUUUAGAUCUUCAGACGAGAUAUAACAUAGAACAAAGGCAACCUAAGUAAACAAAAUACAUUUUUCAUAUAUAUUAUUGAAGCAAAAAAGCUAUCCAACACCUGUAUCACCCAUGUGAAAACUGCCCCCUUAAACUUAAUAGCUGGUUGUGCCACUUUUAGCAGCAACAACUGCAAUGAAACGCUUCCGAUAACUGGAGAUCAGUCUUUCACAACGCUGUGGUGGAAUUUUGGUCCACUCUUCUAGGCAGAACUGCUUUAGUUCAGCCACAUUGGGGUUUUCGAGCAUGAAUUGCCCGUUUAAGGUCCUGCCACAGCAUCUCAAUCGGGUUCAAGUCAAGACUUUGACUAGGCCACUCCAAAACUUUAAUUUUGCUUCUUUUGAGCCAUUCAGAGGUGGACAUACUCCUAUGCUUUGGAUAAUUGUCUUGCAUAUUCCAGUUGCGCUUGAGCUUCAACUCACGGACUGUGACCGGACAUUCUCAUUUAGGAUUUUCUAUUAGAGAGCAGAAUUCAUGUGUCCCUCAAUUACUGCAAGUCACCCUGGCCCUGAAGCAGCAAAGCACCCCCACACCAUCACGCUAGCACCACCAUGCUUGACCGUAGGAACUAUCAUGCUAGAGCUUUCCAAAGAGAAGUCCAGUGCAAGUUUAUUAGAUCGACAGCUGAUUCAGUUUCAGACCUCCAUCAACAGAGUGGAAAGUGAACUCAGUGCACAGAUCCGAUACCUGACACAGGUGGCAACAGGUCAGCCUCAUGAGGGAUCAACAUACUCAGCCAGAAAGGACUGCCAGAUGGCCCUUAACCGUGCAGAAUACCCCCGUGUUAAACUGGGAGAGCUGGGACGGACCUGUGAGAUAAUGCUCGAUCCACAGACGUAAAACAUGUAUUGAAUGGAACAUUGCUUUGAAAUAUUUGGCAGUAGACGUGAUGGGAAAGGUCAAACAGCUUGUUUCAAGAUAUUUUUGAAAACAGUCUCCAAGCCACACACUGUUUCCAUAUUGUAAGGAAAAGUCGGACAACCAACCUGGUGAUUUACUAAAAUACAUCUAUCCUUUGUUGUAAAAUUGCACCAGAGCAUUUUGUCUUGAGAAAUGUUACAUGUGUACUAUUUUCCUGUUAUUGCUUUUUGUAUAAUUUUGCCAAAAGAAAAAUAAUACGUU